Molecule: messenger RNA, 922 nt
Organism: Mauremys reevesii (Reeves's turtle)
Lineage: Eukaryota; Metazoa; Chordata; Testudines; Geoemydidae
Product: protein bassoon-like
Exons: 3
Coding region: 115-759 (214 amino acids)
Biological process (GO): protein localization to synapse; presynaptic active zone assembly
Cellular component (GO): glutamatergic synapse; axon; GABA-ergic synapse
Molecular function (GO): metal ion binding; structural constituent of presynaptic active zone
Source: RefSeq, a predicted model, not a curated record
GCGCAUGCUCGGUGGCGGGGCAGGCGGCGAUGGAGGCGCUGGGCUGAUGGCGGUGGAGGCGGCGCUGCGCUGAGGGAGCCUGUCGCGACCCGCCGUCCCGUCCGCCGCGCUGCUAUGGGCAAUGAGGCCAGCCUGGAGGGCGGGGGAGCCGAGGGGAGGCUCCCGCCUGGCCCCGCCGCCGGGCACCCGUCGGCGCUCGGAGCUGCCAAGCCUCCUUCAGCACCAGGCACUGGCGGACAGCUCCCCGGGAGGGCAGCGGCCCCAGCGUCCGACGACAGCACACCAAGAAGACCGACUCAAUCGGAUCUCCCAGUUGGAGAGAGAUCAGCUUCCCCAUCCCUUAAACAGUCUGCCCAGACCCAUGAAAGCACAAGAGAGAUGCUGAGCCAUGGUCACGCCAGCCAACAAACAGAUGGACCUAGGAGGACACUCCAGGUGGACACCAGAAUUCAGAGAUCAGGACGAUCUCCCUCUGUAUCACCAGAUCGAGGCAGCACCCCUACCUCACCUUAUUCUGUCCCACAAAUCGCACCCCUUCCAAGCAGUACACUCUGUCCUAUAUGCAAGACAACAGAACUCACCUCCUCUCCUAAUCAGCCAAACUUCAACACUUGUACACAGUGUCACAACAAGGUCUGCAACCAGUGUGGAUUCAACCCCAACCCCCAUCUCACUGAGAAAAUUCAGAUAAAUGACCAGAUCAAAGAGGAAAGAGAAACCAUAGGAAACAAAGGAAUAAUGACAUGCAGAAGAACAUAGGAUGUCAGCCAGAAGAAAGACCACACAGAGCUAGGAAAUUGUCAUCACACAAGAAUGACAUCAGCCUGAAACUGUCUCCAUCUCUGUUUCGAUAAGCUUGGCAAUAGUGCUCCGUGUACAGAGCUAUCUGUCAAACAAUUCUGAAAUUAGAGACCAAAUGUCA